GAAUGCUCAACAGUUUUAAUCGGGAAGUCAAGCAAGAAACAAGCAGCUUGACUGACUCUAGAACCUCAUAUGUUGACCAGUAUAAUUCAUAUUUAGAGAAAAUGGUUUUUGUUUGUGUGGACGAUUUUGAACAAAAAGCACACAGUGUGUUGGAAAAGAGUGCAUUAGAUUAUUAUCGUAGCGGUGCAGGAGAACAAUAUACAUUGCACUUGAAUCGUGAAGCUUUCAGAAGAAUUCGCAUACGUCCACGAUGUUUACGUGACGUUUCUCGAAUUAACACUAGUUGCAGUAUCUUAGGCAUUGACCUUAAAUGGCCUUUGGGUAUUGCGCCCACAGCUAUGCAAAAAUUGGCGCAUCCGGAAGGGGAGGGUGGAAGUGCACGUGCUGCAGGCAAUGCUGGUUCCAUCUAUAUACUGAGUACACUGUCCACAAUGUCUAUUGAGGAUGUCGCGACUGCGGCACCUAAUACCAAUAAGUGGUUUCAACUUUACGUUUACAGAGAUCGUUCCCUUACCGAACAAAUGGUACGCCGUGCCGAAAAAUCAAAUUUCAAAGCGAUCGUUCUAACCAUCGACGCACCAGUUUUUGGUCAGCGGCGCUCAGAUAUUCGUAAUAAAUUUAGCUUACCACCGCAUCUAAGUCUCGGCAAUUUCAAAGGGAUCAAAGCGGAUGGCGUACAUAGUGACGACGGAUCAACGUCCGGAAUCAACGCUUACGUUUCAAAACAAUUCGAUCCGACGCUAACGUGGAAGGAUGUGGAAUGGUUGGUAAAAUUAACUCGACUGCCAGUCAUUGUUAAGGGUGUACUAACACGCGAAGAUGCCGUAUUGGCUCGUGAAUUCGGUUGUGCCGGAAUAAUUGUCUCAAAUCAUGGUGCCCGACAAAUAGACACAGUGCCAGCGUCAAUUGAAGCACUUCCCGAGGUGGUCAAAGCAGUUGGUAACGAUUUGGUGGUAAUGUUGGAUGGAGGUGUAUCAAAUGCCAAUGAUAUAUUCAAAGCACUGGCACUCGGUGCUAAAAUGGUAUUUGUGGGACGUGCUGCACUCUGGGGUCUGGCUUGUGGUGGUCAAAAGGGUGUUGAAGAGUUGCUAGGAGUUUUGCGAAAGGAUCUUGAAGUUACACUUGCUUUGGCUGGUUGUCAAAAGUUACUUGAUAUCACUGCAGAUAUGGUAGCGCAUGAGUCUACAUAUGCAAAAUUAUAAAAUAAAAUGUACAUUUGUGCCACUGUAUACAUAGGCCCGUAAUCAGCAUCCAUAUAAAAGCCGACUUAAGUUAGGAAAAUACUGAAAAGAAAAGCCGACUUUAUUUUUAAUCUUGUUAUUGUCAGUUUGGGGUAUGGUGCUAACUAAUAACGAUAUUUAGCGUUUGUUGGCAGCACUGGUAUACAACUUUUGUUUUGAAAGCAACAAUAAAUAAAAUUAAACGUG
Molecule: messenger RNA, 1427 nt
Organism: Anastrepha obliqua
Lineage: Eukaryota; Metazoa; Arthropoda; Insecta; Diptera; Tephritidae
Gene: Hao
Exons: 3
Coding region: 3-1202 (399 amino acids)
Molecular function (GO): FMN binding; oxidoreductase activity
Source: RefSeq, a predicted model, not a curated record